This is a messenger RNA of Dothidotthia symphoricarpi CBS 119687, 1173 nucleotides long. RefSeq names its product DNAJ domain-containing protein. The record is from RefSeq and is a predicted model, not a curated record. Bases 85 to 723 code for a protein of 212 amino acids. The transcript is spliced from 4 exons. Lineage: Eukaryota; Fungi; Ascomycota; Dothideomycetes; Pleosporales; Dothidotthiaceae.
UCCACGAUCAACAACGCGUUGAAAGUCUUUGGUAUCACAAAGCGCAGCCAUCUCCUCCAACUUACCCACAUCCUCGGCAUCACCAUGCUGGACGACGUCGAAUCAGAGCUCAUGGGGAUGGGCAAGGAGCUCGACAAGGACGAAGAAAUCGAGCGAAUCCGUAACAUCUUCAGCCUCAACGCCUACGCUGUCCUUGAUAUUCAGCCUGGUGUCCCUGAAUCCGACAUCAAGAAAGUCUACCGCACCAAAUCUCUCCUCAUCCAUCCCGACAAGACCAAGAACCCCAACGCGCCAGAUGCCUUUGACCGCCUCAAAAAGGCGCAGACUAUGCUGCUCGACGAGAAGUUGCGCGCCGAGCUUGACGAGUCCAUCGCCGAUGCGCGCAUGCUGCUGAUGCGCGAGAAGAAGCUUACCGCCGACGACGAGGAGACCAGGGGCCCUGAGUUCGCAAAGGAGUGGCGCGAGAAAACUACCUGGGUAAUUCGGGACAACGAGCUAAGGAAGCAGCGGCAGCUGAAGGCACAGAUGCGCGAGGAGGGAAGAGCACAGAAGAAAGAAGACGAGGAAUUAGCCGAGCGCAAACGGAAACGCGAACAUGACGAUGCGUGGGAGAAGACACGCGACACGCGCAUAAACAGCUGGAGGGAUUUCCAGCAGGGAAAGAAACCAGAGCCUACCGAGGGCGCAAAGAAGAAGAAAAAGAAGGUCAAGGCUUUGGGUUGAGGGCGUGUGGCUGGCAAGGCUACAGUGAGAAACCCAUCUCUCACUAUGCACCCUUGAGUCUCCACUUCCCCGCAGUCGCAGUUCUUACACUGUUACGUCUUGCAUAUCCUUCUGGCUUUCAACCUUUCAACCCAGCGCCAAACAUGCAAAGCCUCACGUCUUAUCUCCCCACGCGCACAGACGGCCCGUUCACUCAACCCCAAGAGAGAGUUUUUGGAGCAUGGCGCCAAGGUGUACUGAGCGUUUCACCCUGCAAAACUUGAGCGUACACAAGCAACCUCUAUCUAGACAGUGUGCAGUUCCAAGGGAAAACGAGGACUAAUGGCGUCAUGCCAUGUCUCAGCAGGCAAGGCACAACGAAUCGAUGCUUGGGUAUGGAUAACAAUGAAGUGCAUUACAAAACACAUAGCAACUAGGUAUGAAUACAACCAGAAUCACACACACACACAC